GAGAGAGGGAGUGAGAAAGAGAGCGAGAGUGAAGGGAGUGGCAGACGCUGACAAAUCUCAUGCCGGGAAGCCGACAGAGCCAUCCCUACACACACUAUCUGAAGUUCGCCGGCACAGACUUCUUUAUACCACACCGCAUUUGGACUUCAUAAGUCCCGCAGGUAGAAUGGAGAGGGAUAUCCGCCAUCCUCAUAUUUAGUGCCUCAGUUUAAACCCUUAAUAAGCUGCGAAACUUGAAGUUUCACCAGUGGACAUAAUGAACAUGCUAAAGUCCAGUGGCUUGAAGAUCCCUGGCAGGGGUCCCAAACAUGCCAGUCCAGUGGGACGAACAACCGCUGGCCCAUCAACCAGUCCUGCGGCUCAAAAAGACAGUUGCCCCUACAAGCAGACGACUCCCACCCCAAGCAGUAAUGCCUCAGACAAGUCCAGCUCCAAAGCCUCUGAGGUUGGUGACGAGGUGGCCGGUGACUUUGUAGUCGGUGAACGUGUCUGGGUGAACGGAGUCAAGCCGGGUGUCAUAGCCUACCUCGGAGAGACCCAAUUUUCCCCGGGACAGUGGGCAGGAGUGGUGCUAAAUGAUCUGGUUGGGAAAAACGAUGGCUCUGUCAAUGGCGUGCGCUACUUCGAGUGCCAGGCUUUGCAGGGGAUUUUCACGAGGCCUUCUAAGCUCACGCGCCAACCCAUCGGAGACGGGAGCGAUGAGCAGCAAAACGCGCAGCUUCAAGGUGGAGCAGGAGCUUCUGGCCAGCGCGUGGUCAUGCCGCUCAGAGAAGGCAUGCUCAACAGCUCCGUCAAAACCGGCAACGAGUCCGGAUCCAACAUGUCUGACAGUGGAUCUGUGAAGAAAGGUGGAGAGAAGGACCUAAAAGUUGGAGAUCGUGUGCUGGUUGGCGGCACUAAAACAGGAGUAGUGCGUUAUGUGGGAGAGACUGACUUUGCCAAGGGCGAGUGGUGUGGAGUGGAGCUGGACGAGCCGUUAGGGAAAAACGAUGGAGCUGUAGCUGGAACCAGAUAUUUCCAGUGCCCACCCAAGUUUGGCCUCUUUGCUCCAAUCCACAAGGUGAUUCGCAUUGGCUUCCCAUCCACCAGUCCAGCUAAAGCUAAGAAGAGCAAGCGUAUGGCGAUGGGUGUGUCGUCUCUGGCUCACAGCCCCUCCAGUUCCUCCAUCAGCUCUGUCAGCUCUGUGGCGUCCAGCGUUGGAGGCCGUCCCAGCCGCACUGGCCUGUUGACAGAGACAUCAUCGAGGUAUGCACGGAAGAUCUCAGGGACCACAGCUCUGCAGGAAGCCCUGAAGGAGAAACAGCAGCACAUCGAGCAGCUCCUGGCAGAGAGAGACCUGGAGAGGGCCGAAGUCGCGAAGGCCACCAGCCAUAUCUGCGAGGUGGAAAAGGAGCUGGCGGCGCUGAAGGCCCGACAUCUGCAGUAUGCAACAGAGACGGAGAGCAACCUACAGCAAGUCCGAGCAAUGCUGGCAAGCACACAGAAAGACAAAAUGGAGCUGGCCAAUCAGCUUGAAGAAGAAAAAAGGAAAGUGGAGGAUCUUCAAUUCAGAGUUGAGGAAGAGUCCAUUACCAAAGGAGACCUGGAGACUCAGACCAAACUGGAGCAUGCCCGUAUUCGGCAGCUCGAGCAGUGUCUGCAUUUGGAAAAGUCCAAAGCAGAGCGGCUUCAGAAAGAGUUAGAGGAAAAGAUGCAAACUACAGUUGAGGAGAAGACUCGUGUUAUGCAGCUUGAAGAGGAACUGGCCUUGCGCAAGGCUGAGGUUGAGGAGCUCCAGGUUCGAUUUCAGAGAGGCUCCUCUGGUCCGGCCACAGAUGCUGAAGAUGGAGAGCCGGGCAUAACAUCCGAAACGCUGGUCUUGCGGGAACAGCUUCUCUCGGCGGGCCGCGAACGCCGUGAAGAGAGCAGCCAGCUGCGCCAGAGGUACGAGGCAUCUCUGAGCACCAGCCAGAAAGAAGCCGAACGCCUUAAAGCCAUUACAGAACGUCAGGGUCAAGAGAUUUCUGACCUGAAGCAAAGACUUCAGCAGGCCACUCGAGAAAACAUGGAGAUGAUGGACAGCUGGAAAGCCAAACUGGACGCUCUGGUUGGAGACCAUCAACGUGCUCUUGAAGAACUGAAAGCCUCAUUAACGACAGAUCAUGGGUCUGGUGAGAUCAAUGGAGGAGAAGGUGAAGGAAGCGUGCCUGAGAUGAGAGCAGCUCUGGAGGGCUUAAAGAUGGAGCACCAACUGGAGUUGGAGAACUUGAAGGCCAAACAUGAGAUCGAUGCUGCAGUGAUGACUAAAGAGCGUGAAGACCUACGCAGCCGGCUUCAGGAGCUACGGGACCAGCUUGAAGACAGCGAGGAGAACUGGAAGAUCCAGGUGGAGACCAAGAGCAACCAGCACACUCUGGAGAUCAAAGAGGUUACAGAGAAGCUUCAAAAGGCUGAUCUGAGGAUCGGAGAUCUGGAUAAGUCUCAGGAAGAGCGUGAUAAGGUCAACCAACUUCUCAAAGAGCAGCUAAUGCUCGCUGAGAAGAAGAUGGUAGAUUAUGAGGCCCUGCAGAAGGCUGAAGCUCAGAGCCGAGCUGAGAUCCUCUCUUUGCAGGAGAAGCUCCGAGUCAGUGAGAACCGUCUGCAGGCUGUAGAGGCAGAUCACACCACUCAGGAUGUUAAUAUGAUUGAAAAUAACGACAACUCUGAAGAGAAGAUUAAACUAAAACAAAAUGUGGAAGAAACUCUGGAGAAACUCACAAAAAGGGAAAAAGAAGUGUCCACUCUAACAACCCAAGUAGAUGCCCUGAAGACCCAAAUAACUGCCUUGGAGGAAAAGGUUCGUCUGGGAGAAAAAGCAGCAGAUGGACUCAUUAAGGAGAAGACCCGUUUGGAGGCAGAGCUGGAGACCAUGACUAAGAAAUCCCAUGAUGCAUCAGGCCAGCUAGUCAAUAUUAGCCAGGAGCUUCUGAAAAAAGAAAGGAGUCUGAACGAGCUGCGGGUGUUACUGCUGGAGUCUCCGCGUCACUCUGCUGGAGUGGAUCGGGAUCUGAGCCGUGAAGUUCACAGGGCCGAGUGGAGGAUGAAGGAGCAGAAACUACAAGAUGACAUCAAAACCCUGAGAGAGAAACUUUUGCUGCUGGGUCGGGAGAGGUCGUCUCCAGACCAUCGCCGGUACUCUAUGAUGGACCCGUCUACCUCAGAUACAGAGGUGACUCGUCUGCGUCAAAGGCUGCUGAACACUGAAGAUGCUCUGAGGAAUGCUCUGGAACACAACCAACACGUGGACCAGCUAGUGCAGGCCAUGCGCACCCGUCCAGACAAAAACCAGGCACAUGCUAGUGCAAACUCUGCAAAUGGAAUCCAUCAAGAAGACACUUCCUUCACACAAGAGGAAGAACACUGAUGAGGGCUAAAACUGUUCAGAGGAGUAUUGGGAACGAAGAAGCCAAUUUGAUGCCUAGACCUUUGGACUAAUGCUUCACUGAGCAUCUUAUGUUCUGUUUACAGUUAACACCAAAACUAUGAACUUUAUAGAUGAGCAAAUGAAAACACAAAUAUCUAAAAUGAUCGGAGAUGCUAGGAAAAAAGUGUUUUUUAAGGUCAGUGGUACAAACACGGACAGACCGACACUCUGUAGACUACCUCCGAGAUGGACAAUGAUGUCUGACUUAAACAACACAAGAGCCGGUCAGGAUACUUGAAUCCUCGGAAGGAAAAACACUAUAGUCCCGGUUGCCGUUUCAAAAACAUUUUUGGCCUCAAUUUAUACCGUUAAUUUAUUCGCCAUUUAUGCGUUUUUUCUAGAAUGGUCUAUUCGGAGAGAUAAACCGGCCAGCGUAGGGUUUGAAGAACUGGUCAUUAGAUACUGUAGCAAACAAGAAAAUAAAACAGACAGGCUCCUUUAUUCCA
Molecule: messenger RNA, 3888 nt
Organism: Danio aesculapii
Lineage: Eukaryota; Metazoa; Chordata; Actinopteri; Cypriniformes; Danionidae
Gene: clip2
Product: CAP-GLY domain containing linker protein 2
Exons: 17
Coding region: 257-3382 (1041 amino acids)
Biological process (GO): cytoplasmic microtubule organization
Cellular component (GO): microtubule plus-end; nucleus; cytoplasm
Molecular function (GO): microtubule plus-end binding
Source: RefSeq, a predicted model, not a curated record